Lymnaea stagnalis (great pond snail) is the source of this 3244-nucleotide messenger RNA. NCBI's taxonomy places the organism in Eukaryota, Metazoa, Mollusca, Gastropoda, Lymnaeidae. The record is from the annotation of a GenBank genome assembly.
CGGGUUGUCCGGGAAUGACGACGUCUAAGCGUUUACGUUCAACCAUUGUCCGAUACGGUCUGUUGAUCAUCAUGGGCCAAGUGAUCGUCCCAGACGUCCGAGGAGCGGCGCCGUACUGUGACAUGUGCGACGACGAGGAGGGUCCAAGCAAACGGGGUCUACAUCGCUGCGGCUUGACGGAGUUUGACGUGGAGGACUCCGUCUUGCUUGAACGUAAAAGUGUGUGUCACGUGGUUUAUACUGUAAAACAUUGAAUCUGCGAUUGAUGAAAAAAAAAAAAAAAAACUAACCAACUAACUGUCAUGUGACGCUAUUAUAAUUUAGAGUUGGACCAGACAGCUGUCUCGGGUCCGCUUCUUUACCGAAUGAAAAAAUUGAAGGCAUUUUUUUUUUAAAGAUAAACAUUACGAGAUCAAACAAAUUCACAUGAACACAAGGAUGAAAGCAAAGCCGAGUGUAAAGCCGAGUGUAAAGCCGAGUGUAAAGCCGAGUGUAAAGCCGAGUGUAAAGCCGAGUGUAAAGCCGAGUGUAAAGCCGAGUGUAAAGCCGAGUGUAAAGCCGAGUGUAAAGCCGAGUGUAAAGCUUACAUUUAGGCGUAUUCUCCCCCCAAAAAGUAUGUAUUAAUAAAUGCUAUAUUGCAUGAGAAAUAAUUAUCUUGGCGUGCUUUAAAGGUGGGGGAGGGGUUGGUCACACCCAUUGCCCACCCUCUUCGCACGGUGGUGCAUGUAACAUUUCUUUACAAAGUAUCCUGAUGGGGGUGUGUCAUAAAUGCUAUGAUUUCCUUGGCUUGAUAAAUCUUUUCUCCGCCCCUACUUUUAAAUAACCAAUCGCCGCGUACUUCCGGUCAUCUCAUGUUCCCCACUUUGCCUAUAUUAAUUCCCUAUACCUACUUUGAGUUGUCUAGCUUCCUCUUGGUGUUCUCUUUGACACUACCUUUAGGCUAGGUUUUCUUUGUAUAUUUGUUUGACAAUAUGUGUUUGACUAUAUGUGUUACUCUCCGUUUGAAACGUUCACUGACGAAGACUUCUUGCCGACAUGUUCGCUAUAUCGCUUCGUCCUUUUUUUUCAGUUUUCGCCCCUACCUUGUGCUAUACAUUUCCUGAUAUUAUAGGUUGUUGUUUUUGGUUUGGUUUUUUCUAAACUCUGCAAGAGCGGAUUUUUUAAAAGGAAAAUAUGUUCUUCAAACUGCAUUAGGCGUGGAAACUUAAUCCUUAUCUAAACAACACAGUGUUUUCUAAGCUUUUUUGGGAAUGCGUCCAACUUUCAAACUUAACUUAAAGUUCGAAUGUGACCGAUUUUUCCAUAAUUGAUGUAAAAUAAACCCACACCUGUGUCCUUUUCGGGCCACUUUUUAGCCGUGUCCAAAUUAUGGCCAUCUAACAAUAACAAAAACCCAUAAAAUAAACAUUAAAACAUUCAUAAUUUUUUUAAAAUAAAAUUAAGUCCAAGAUUUUUUUGAUUUUUUUAAAUUUUUUUUUGUGUGUUCCAUUAAAUUUAAAAGACACUGUAGCCGUGACUUAAAUAACAAGAUAAGCGUUAAUAUUGUGUUCGUUUUCCGAUUUUAACAAAAUGUUUGACCACAAGUGGAAUGUUGGAUUUGACCAACUUGUCCCAUGAGCCCGCGUAUGUCCAUCAAGGUAUCAUUUAAGGACACACGGGAGAACAUGUUUUCCUGAUUACAAUUAAAGGGAACGCAAUCGUUAGUCCUUAGAAGUGUUCCAACCAGCCUGGUGCAUAGCACGGCACACUUGGGUGUGUUUAGGAAAAAAAAUGGGCGUCCAUCAAAAUGUAUUUAGUUGUUUUUUUGGGGGGGUGGGUUGGGGGAGGGUGUGGGGGGGGGUUAGAUUGGGUGUGUUUAGGAAAAAAAAUGGGCGUCCAUCAAAAUGUAUUUAGUUGUUUUUUUGGGGGGGUGGGUUGGGGGAGGGUGUGGGGGGGGGGUUAGAGUGGGACCGUCUGUAGCAAUCAAACCGUGACAAUUGUACUUUCAGAAUAAAUAAGUUAAAAUGCAUUAUCUUCGUAAUCAAGGCGCUAAAAUCUCCGGAAGGUGAAAAGAAAAUGGGGGAUGUCGGGGGGAAAAGAGGGGUUGGGGGAAAGGGGAGGGGGGAGCUAGGCGCCUCCAAACAUCCAUGCGUAACAUUUACUCAGUUCAAGUUUCUAUAGAAAAAUAAUUAAUGGCAUCACAUUCUUGGCAGCAUACCUCUUAUAGUUUAUUAUGAAAACUACCAGUGAGGCGGGGAAUAUUACCAUUGGUACUACCAGUAAAUCGGGCAAAAUUACCAUUGGUACUACCAGUAAAUCCGGCAAUAUUACCAUUGGUACUACUAGUAAAUCGGGCAAUAUUACCAUUGGUACUACCAGUAAAUCGGGCAAAAUUACCAUUGGUACUACCAGUGAGACGGGGAAUAUUACCAUUGGUACUACCAGUAAAUCGGGCAAUAUUACCAUUGGUACUACCAGUAAAUCGGGCAAAAUUACCAUUGGUACUAACCAGUAAAUCCGGCAAUAUUACCAUUGGUAUUACCAGUAAAUCGGGCAAUAUUACCAUUGGCAGUACCAGUGAGGCGGGCAAUAUUACCAUUGGCAGUACCAGUGAGGCGGGCAAUAUUACCAUUGGCAGUACCAGUGAGGCGGGCAAUAUUACCAUUGGCAGUACCAGUGAGGCGGGCAAUAUUACCAUUGGCAGUACCAGUGAGGCGGGCAAUAUUACCAUUGGUAGUUCCAGUAAAUCGGGAAAUAUUACCAUUGUCAGUACCAGUGAGGCGGGGAUAAUAUCAUUGGUACUACCACUGAGGCGUGGAAUAUAAAAUUUAAAAAAAUUCAUCUUUCGCUCUCAAGGAUCACUGACUAUUUGAGUCUCUAUUUUUAUGUUUGAUUGAUUUCAUAAACGCCCUUUGUUUUCAGUGUUCUUACCCAGUAGUCUGGACGGUGUUUUGACAUACGGUGUCAAAAAUGCUUUGUCUUUCUUGACCAAAACAAGCCGAGGGAUACCGACCAAAGAUGCCGGCCUGUUCGACACGAGUCCGUAUAGGGAAUAUUUUAAUGAACAGUAAAGUUAUAAUCUGAGAUCAACCACAGAAAUGAUCUCAAAAGUACGAGCAUUGUGUGGAUAUUGUUUGUUUUUUUUUGUUUUUUUAAAGAUUAAUAUGCCAGGUAAGCUGACGAUGAAAAGCCAGGUAAGAUGAUGAUGACGAUAAGCCAGUUACGAUGAUGACGAUAACAAUGAAAAUUAUCAAUGAAAAGGUGU